Messenger RNA from Moneuplotes crassus, 1875 nucleotides. The record is from the annotation of a GenBank genome assembly. NCBI's taxonomy places the organism in Eukaryota, Ciliophora, Spirotrichea, Euplotida, Euplotidae.
GGCGGGAUAAUAAGAAGUCUUUAUAUUAGUAAAAUAACAAUAAUGGAAGCCAUAUCAAGCAUUACGUCUUACAGUAUUAGACAAUUUCUCCCAUUUAUGUGUGAGAACACCUUUGAAACAACUAGUAAAGCUAUUAUCAGAGAUGAAUUAUUCAAUAAAUUAAUGUCUCCUCAGCAUAAAGCUCCAAGGCAUGAAUCCGAAAUCAAUCACAGUGAAGAGGGACUCGACUGAAGAACUACUGGCUGGAAAGUUGAUGACAAGACCAAGGCUGACCUCGAUCACACAUGCAGCGAGUCCAAGACGCACAGCAUUACCGACUCUCCAAUGAAGGAUGAGAAUUCAGACUCCAAGCCUUUAGUAUUAAGCAGAAAUACUGAAGUUUUUAGUGAGAUUGUUUGGAAAUUCAUCAAUGAAAGAUAUGCCCCAUAUCUUGAAUUACUGAAGCACUGUAAAAUAGAAGCAACUAAAUACGGAGUGUACCUAAGGAACGCUUUCAACGAGUACUUCCCAAACUUGAUCUGCAUGGACUUGAAAUGACUCAGAACCUUCUGUAGUGACAAUAAUUACAAUAAACUAGACAUUCAGGUGCUACACUUUGGAAUAAAAUUGAUGUAUUUUCUCUCGUAUGGACCUGAACAGUGAGCAACUACGAAGAUCAAAGAACUACAGAAGAAGAGAAGAGAGUUAGAUGCACUGUAUAACAAGGUAGUAGUUCUUGUUGAGAUGAGAGAAGACGAUCAAAACAACAAGAGCCAAAGUAUGCAAUAUAUACAGCUUCUAAAUCUUCUAUAUUCUUUGCUGUUCUCUAGUGAAGAAGAAUCCCUAAAAAUCUCUGAACUAGAGAAGGAUGUCAACCUCCCAUCACUGAAAUGAGCGAAGAGUAUCAUUGGGAAUGGUCCUAACUGAAAAAUACUAGACACAGUCUUAGAUAAGAUUGCUGAAGCUACAGCGAAACAGUUGGGAAUGAAAAGAAAAAGAAAUGAAAUGAAUCAAGGAAAAGUCUUCUCGCAGGAUCCAGAAGAAAUGAUCAGAAAUAUUAGAAGGAGAAGAUCCAACAAAACCUUUGUCUCCGAUGCAAGCAUUGGAGGAACCGAUAGUCCCAACUUCCUAAGUAUGGGAGCUAUAGAGCCGAUGAUUACUCUCCCGUCCAAGGAAAACAGAGCUAGAGCAAGUGCAAGCCAAAGUAUAGGAAGCACUCUCAACUUCCACAAGAAGCAGGACAAGAGUAAAAUCAACAAAUACUCUCCCUUCCAGAUGAGAGAGAAAGAUAUUCAAACUAAGAGGAAGAGUAAGGGAUUUGCAAGGAAAACCGGUGGCUCAAAUUCCUUCUUGUCAAGCAACACUCAACAGAAGACUAAAAUGGCUAUUAAGAAAGGAAAUAGGAAGACCAGUAGUAAGAGACAAACUAAGAAAAAGACUUAUGGAGCUCUUGAGCUUGUCUCAAGAGCUUCGGAGAAUUUCCAAAAGGCUGAGUCAGAAAUUAAGUCAAAUUGAUUCUCUAAUUCUUUUGAGAAAAUCUAUUCAAAAGAAUCUAGAGAACCAAAUUUGGCCUGUCUGACUCAGAGUCCUGAUUUAAUGCAGACGCAAACUCAAGAAGAUAAUGGAAGGCUGGAAAGAAUACCAGAGAAAAUUCCUGAAGAAAGUAACUUCAGUAGUGAGAAAUUUCAGACUCCUCAGAAGAAAGAAGCAGACAAAGUACUGGUUUUGAACACACCAACGAAAUCUGAGUUAGAAUCUAAGAAAGAUCUUGACUUAGAAUUUGAUUUCUAAUUUUCAACAGUAAUCAGGAGGUCUUUCAGUCUGUACAGACUGUGGGCGUCUCUCCUUCAUGGUGUAGUAAAUCAUGGUUAAGGUAAUAGUUUUUGAAUUAUACUU